AUGCAGAUUGACGAAGAGUUCUUCUGGACAGACUCUCAGGUUGUCCUGGCGUAUAUCAACAAUGAAGCACGAAGAUUUCAUGUCUUUGUUGCAAAACAUGUGCAACUGAUAAGAGCAAAUACAGAUCCCAACCAGUGGUACUACAUCGACACAGCAGAAAACCCAGCCGACCAAGCCUCCAGAGGUCUCCCUUCAUCAGACAUCUCUGCAACAAACUGGCUAUCAGGACCUAAGUUCCUACUCAGUGAGAGGGAGAUGUCAUACCUGGACCGUCGGAAUCUUCAGGUUAAUGCCGUGGAGCGCGUCACUCGCCUGCCACUAGUCCGUUCUGCUCUGCAGUCUGUGACCUCAGCCUACACAGAGGUCAAAGGUCGCUACCCACUGUUGGGUCUGGUGGGGGGCAUGGCAGAGAUUGGCGUGAGGAGCGUCUCAUCGGCCGCCAUGCGCAGCGCGACCCCUCUCAUCCAGACUCUGGAGCCUCAAAUUGAGGUUGCCAAUGAUUACGCCUGUGUGGGUUUGGACCAGUUGGAGAAGAACUUCCCAGUUCUGCACCAGUCUACAGAGGAGGUCGUGGGCCACCUGAAGGACGCCUUCUACCUGACGAUGGAUGACGUGCAGAUACGCGUUGUGGACGGGCUGGACGGUGCUCUGGAUCGCCUCGAGCAGCUGUCGGAUGCGGCGUGGGCCGCCAUGCGCGCGCUGCAGGCCUCUCAGGUCGGGAGGGUCGCCACCUCUGGCGUGGACGAGGUCCUUACACGCCUGGAGGAUGCCACCGCCUACUACCUGCCACUGCCGCCCACGCUGCGUCGAGAGUGGGAGAUGCGGGUGCAAGAAUAUGAGGAUGAAGAUGAAGAUGACGAACCGGGCAUUUGGACACGCUCACGGAGCCUCCUGCUGAGUUUGAGCCUGCAGCUCUACCACCGCCUGCUGAAACUCUAUGACCGGCUGGGAUACGCCACCAGGAUGAUGGGAAACACCGCCAACAUGGUGGGUCUUGGUCGUGUUCUGGACAUCCUUGGUACUCUUCUGCAGCACCUGCAGCUCCUCCUGGUGGCACUAGUGUACCGGGUGGAGUCCCUACGGGAGGUGUCCUUAGCACAGAUCAAACAUCAGGCAUCCCUGCUGGCAGACUUGAGUGUGGUGCAGGACAUUCGAGGUCUACCCGCCCAGACGCAGGUGAUCCUCACAGACCUGCAGGAACUGAGCAAGAUCCUGCUGCAGUUUCUGGUCAACUCUACACUGCUCUACAACAUGCUCCAGCAGCCCAGUGAACAGGAAGUAGAAGACUUCCUGAACCGGGAAGAUUUCCAGUCAGAGAGUGCAGUACACCGUAAUUCAUCCAACAGCCUCUUCCUCAAAGCUAUGGAUGGCCGCCAGCGCCGCCGUAAGAGUCUGUACUCUCGUGUCCGCCCAGGCGCCGGUGGUUCCGGUUUCUCCCUAGGGUCCAGCCCAUCCCCUGCCAAUGGCCGGCGGGGGAGCCUGAAGCAGGAGGGACUGACCCCGGAAAUGGAUACACUGUCAUUCCCUCCCGAAAGCCACUUCCAACGACGGGCAUCUUCCACAGAGCUGCUGUUGGCGCCCCUCAUGCAGUUUGUGUCCCAGAGCCAGAAGGCCUUCGAGUACCUGAGCCCCAGUCCUGGCGAAGACUGCGAAGCAGGGAUGGAAGAAAAUUGAGGAGCCCGUCCUGGUACAUCCCCCCACAGGCCCCCGACCGAGCCCAGCAGGAGGCACUGGGCCCUGCUUCGAGCCCACUGCCCCAGCUGGUGUUGGUCCCCCAUAGGGCCAUUGGCAGAUUGUUUUAGGGACCCUGUGGCUCAUCAGCACUGAUUUUAUUUUAAAAUCAAACACUCACCUUAACAACUUUAAUGUUGCCUCCUCACUAUAAAACAGCAAAGAUUCAAAUAAAGAAAAAAAAAUUACAAUUUUCCAUUUGGCCUCAUGCCGUAUGUUCUCAACACUUUUGCCAUGAGGGCAGAAAUUAUAACCUGAUAUUCUACAUUAUAACGCAUAGUUCAA
Molecule: messenger RNA, 2016 nt
Organism: Lampris incognitus (smalleye Pacific opah)
Lineage: Eukaryota; Metazoa; Chordata; Actinopteri; Lampriformes; Lampridae
Gene: plin6
Product: perilipin 6
Exons: 8
Coding region: 1-1674 (557 amino acids)
Biological process (GO): positive regulation of triglyceride storage; lipid storage
Cellular component (GO): cytosol; lipid droplet
Source: RefSeq, a predicted model, not a curated record